AUGGGAGAGUUAUGGGCUCUUCUGCAUUUUAUUAUGCCAACCUUGUUUGACUCCCAUGAAGAAUUCAAUGAAUGGUUUUCAAAAGACAUUGAAAGCCAUGUAGAAAGACAGUCAGGUAUUGAUGAAAAUCAGUUAUCUCGGUUACACAUGAUACUAAAACCAUUUAUGUUACGACGUGUUAAAAAGGAUGUUGAGAAUGAAUUGUCAGAUAAGAUUGAAAUCCUUGUUUACUGCCCAUUGACAACUCGUCAGAGGUUGUUAUACCAAGGAGUUAAGAACAAGAUUUCUAUUGAUGAUUUAUUACACAGUUCAACAGCCAGCUCUUCACAGGCACAAUCUACCACCAGCAGUCUCAUGAAUUUAGUCAUGCAAUUCAGAAAGGUCUGCAACCACCCAGAGUUAUUUGAAAGGAGAGAAGUCCGAUCACCUUUCUAUUUUAAGCUGGAGCCUUACCACAUGCCAAAAUUAAUUUACCGAAGAGGUAUUUUGAAAACAUCAAUGGCUGGAAAGAUAAAAAUUUUAUAUAAUACUUUGUAUAUACAUUGCUGUCAUUACAUUCACCAGUCUCUUCAUAGUGCCCCCUCCGGUUCAUUUGUAUAUAGUCCUUUUUCAUUCCUCCGGUUAACUGACACAAGCCCUCAGGAGUUAGAAAACCAAAUGUGUGGCAGAUUACUUGCCCGAUGGUUAUCUCUAUAUCUCUCUCUGAAAUCUGCCUACAGGAUUUAUGGACAAAUGUAUUGUAAUUCAAUCACAAAGAACAUCAAACGAAAAACCUCAGACCUCUUUAUACUCAGUCCACUGAGAACAUUAUCAUUUGCCAACUUACAAGCAAGUCCAAAUCUUGAAAAGUUGGUGUUUACAAGUUACACAAGUCGAGUGUAUUCACACCUCAGGCAUGUUAUUCAUGGCAUCCCCCAGACAGACGCACAUCGGUUGAUACCAUCAAGGGGUCAACGAUUAAAUAUUAUAAAAAAAUCUCCAAAAAGUCCUACUGUUUCUCCAGUUAAGAAACCAUCAAUAAAUGUGGAUGUUAAUGAUAUUUCUACUCACCUGCCUCGAGUAAGGCGUCCACAUGCCUUCCACUGUCAACCAAGUUUAAUGCCAGCUUUCCUCAGUGAUCUUAUACCAAAGAUACAAGCAAGUUCCCAUGCCUGUACCAGAGCUGGGGGUCUGGGCAUCAACUUAACUGCUGCUGAUACUGUGAUAUUCUAUGACAGUGACUGGAAUCCGACAGUUGAUCAACAAGCCAUGGACAGAGCUCAUCGUCUUGGACAAACCAAACAAGUGACUGUUUACCGCUUAAUAUGCAAAGGAACUAUAGAAGAGCGGAUUUUACAGAGAGCUAAGGAAAAAAGUGAGAUCCAACGAAUGGUGAUCAGUGGAGGAAACUUCCGGCCAGAUACACUGAAACCAAAAGAAGUGGUUUCUUUACUGAUUGAUGAUGUUGAAAUGGAAACGAAACUAAAGCAACGUCAAGAGGAAAAACGUGUCCGUGAGAAAGAAAACAAAGAAAGGAAACGAAAACGAGAAAAAUUAUCUGAAAAGAUAAAAGAUCCCAAGCGAUUAAAGACUGAUGAGAAUGUAACAAUUCCUGCUCCUGACACUGACUCUGUUGCCAGCUUUGAUUCUAUGUCUGUCCCUGCCAGUCCCCAAAGUGAAAUGUCUGUUGGAAGUGAAUUCAAUCACCCUUCAAUGGGUCUUGUAGUGGAUGAUAAUAGUAAUGAUGCUCCUUUGGUUGUAGAUGAUGCUCACACGUCUUUUCCUCCAUUAACACCAGUGCCAACUCCACCAAAAAGAGGAACUGGUCGAAGUCGAGGUCGACCAAAAGGAUCAGGUGUUGGAAAACGACCCAGAGGAAGAGGUACUGCCAAAAAAGCCUUGACAGCUGCUGAAAUAGCAGGGGCUCAAGCUGGAAUGACUGCAGCAUAUGCUGCUUAUGGAUAUAACUUUACAGGUGUUCGUGGACGAGGACUGAGCCAUUCAGCCAUGAGUACACCUACCGGUUCUCCCAAAACUGCAAUAAAAAAUGGAACACCUUAA
Acanthosepion pharaonis is the source of this 2040-nucleotide messenger RNA. Lineage: Eukaryota; Metazoa; Mollusca; Cephalopoda; Sepiida; Sepiidae. The record is from the annotation of a GenBank genome assembly.